UCAUCGCUGCGUGCCAAGAUUCAUCCGCACGCUUUUCAGUUUCGUCCGCUCAUUUUCGAUUUAAUUUCCUCCAUUUAACCCAUACUAACAAUUGAAUUAAUGUCAAAGUUCAAAAUAAAAAGCUAAAGUUUUUCCAUUUAUUCGGAACGCACUUAAUUUUGCGAGGAAAAGUAGCACUACUUUUCUGCGAAGCCGCGAGCUUUAUCGAGCACCAUUGAAGCAAUGGGAAAAUAUCAAUGAGCCUAGUCCAAUACCGACCGUGUUCAGAGAAGUGUUUAUGUUUCGUGUUUCGGUUCAGUGUGGGUGUUUAUUUUCUAAUUUAUUAAUUUUGUGAGUGACCAGUGAUCUCGGUGUUUUGUGAAAUACUUUGUGCACCUUUCCCUAUGUUGUGCUGCAAAAAGUGACGUUUGCUCCGCACGGAUAUUUCUGAAAUUUCGACCGGCGGACGGAGCUAGGGCGAGGAUAUGACGACGGACAUCUCAAUGGUCCGGUGGGACCCGUCCGUCCCCGGACAACAGGACAUCCUCGAGGAAUACGAGUACGAUGGAGGAAAUUCCUCAUCCAGGCUCUUCGAACGCUCAAGAAUCAAAGCUUUAGCAGAUGAACGAGAAAGCGUGCAGAAGAAAACUUUCCAGAAAUGGGUCAACUCACACCUGGUGCGUGUCAACUCCCGGAUCGGGGACCUCUACCUCGAUCUCCGGGACGGAAAAAUGCUCAUCAAAUUAUUAGAAGUUCUGUCGGGUGAAAGACUGCCAAGGCCAACAAAAGGCAAAAUGAGGAUACAUUGUUUAGAAAACGUAGACAAAGCAUUACAGUUUCUCAGAGAACAGCGAGUACAUUUGGAAAACAUGGGAUCUCAUGACAUAGUAGAUGGAAACCCUCGCCUCUCGUUGGGUCUCAUUUGGACCAUUAUUCUUCGAUUCCAGAUUCAAGACAUCACAAUCGAGGAAACAGAUAACCAAGAAACAAAAUCAGCCAAAGAUGCACUGCUGCUCUGGUGUCAAAUGAAGACAGCUGGCUACCACCAUGUAAAUGUUCGUAACUUCACAACAUCCUGGCGUGAUGGUCUCGCAUUCAAUGCCAUCAUCCACAAACAUCGACCAGACCUAAUCCAAUUCGAGAAGCUUUCCAAAUCUAAUGCCAUGUACAACUUAAACAAUGCCUUUGAUGUGGCUGAAGAUAAAUUAGGUUUAACUAAACUUUUAGAUGCUGAAGAUGUUUUUGUUGAGCAACCUGACGAGAAAUCAAUUAUCACCUACGUAGUAACUUAUUAUCAUUACUUUAGCAAGAUGAAACAAGAAACUGUCCAGGGAAAACGUAUAGGAAAAGUGGUCGGCAUAGCCAUGGACAACGAGCGCAUGAUCGACGAAUACGAAGGACUCACGAGCGAUCUCUUGAAGUGGAUCGAAAACACUAUCGAUAAUCUUGGCGACCGAGAAUUUGCCAACUCUCUAGUCGGUGUUCAGCAACAGCUGUUACAGUUCAAUAAUUAUCGUACGGUUGAAAAACCACCCAAGUUUGUAGAAAAGGGUAAUCUAGAGAUUUUACUGUUCACUUUGCAAUCAAAAAUGCGAGCAAAUAACCAGAAGCCUUACACACCAAAAGAAGGCAAAAUGAUUUCGGAUAUCAACAAAGCUUGGGAAAGAUUAGAGAAAGCAGAACAUGAAAGGGAAUUGGCUUUGAGAGAGGAACUCAUCAGGCAAGAAAAACUGGAGCAAUUAGCUGCACGUUUCAACCGAAAGGCUAGCAUGAGGGAGACAUGGCUGAGUGAGAAUCAGCGACUUGUGUCCCAAGACAACUUCGGAUUUGACCUUACUGCAGUGGAAGCUGCUGCCAAAAAGCAUGAAGCAAUUGAAACUGAUAUAUUCGCAUACGAGGAGCGUGUCCAAGCUGUGUGCACCGUCAGUCAAGAACUGGAGGCUGAAAACUAUCAUGAUAUUGAAAAGAUCAAUGCCCGCAAAGAUAAUGUUCUCAGGUUGUGGAACUACUUGUUGGAGCUACUUAGAGCACGGCGAUUACGCCUCGAGCUAUCUCUGCAAUUGCAGCAGAACUUCCAAGAAAUGUUGUAUAUUCUUGACUCCAUGGAAGAACUCAAAAUUCGACUCUUAUCCGACGAUUAUGGCAAACAUCUUAUGGGAGUGGAAGAUUUACUUCAGAAGCACAAUUUGGUGGAAGCUGACAUCAACGUGCUCGGUGAACGAGUCAAAUCUGUUGUUCAGCAAUCGCAGAGGUUCCUCGAUCAGGAAACAACAGAAGGCUACCGGCCAUGUGAUCCGACAAUAAUUGUCGAACGCGUCCAACAGCUCGAGGAUGCCUAUGCCGAACUCGUCAAAUUGGCUGUUGAACGUAGAGCCAGAUUGGAAGAAAGCCGCAAACUGUGGCAGUUCUACUGGGAUAUGGCUGACGAAGAGAAUUGGAUCAAGGAGAAGGAACAGAUUGUAUCGGCAGGUGACAUCGGUCAUGACCUGACAACAGUCAACUUGCUCCUAUCCAAACACAAAGCUCUCGAAACUGAAAUCCAAAGCCAUGAACCGCAGUUGAUGAGUGUUGUCUCUGUGGGCGAUGAACUUGUGCGCCAAGGACACUUUGGAGCGGAACGCAUCCAGGAGCGUCUGGCCAAUACUCUUGGGAUGUGGCAGCAUCUGCUUGAUCUCUCGGCUGCUCGGCGAUCUCGUCUUGAAGAAGCUGUUGAUUUCCACCAGUUCUUCGCCGAUGCAGAUGAUGUGGACAUCUGGAUGCUUGACACGCUCCGUUUGGUAUCUUCUGAAGAUGUUGGUCGCGACGAGGCCAACGUCCAAUCACUGCUUAAAAAACACAAGGAUGGCACAGAUGAACUUAAGAAUUACGCAAGCACGAUUGAGGCACUCCAUCAACAGGCAUCACAGCUCGGCGAACAGGACCGCAAAUGUCCGGAAGUUGUUGAGCGGCUUGAAUCUAUCGAUCACCGAUACAAAGAGCUCCUUGAGCUGGCGCAGCUACGCAAGCAGCGCUUGCUUGAUGCGCUGUCACUGUACAAGCUCUUCUCGGAAGCUGAUGGUGUGGAACAAUGGAUCAAUGAGAAGGAUCGUAUGUUGAACACUAUGGAACCAGCAAAGGAUAUUGAAGAUGUCGAAGUUAUGCGCCACCGUUAUGCUGGCUUUGACAAGGAAAUGAACAACAAUGCAUCUCGCGUUGCUGUUGUCAACCAGCUUGCAAGACAGUUGCUGCAUGUCGAACACCCCAACUCACAAGAAAUCCUCGCUCGUCAGAAUAAGCUUAACCAUGAAUGGGCAGAAUUAAGAGAGAAGGCAGAAGCCAAACGAGAAGAGUUGAACUCUGCUCAUGGUGUACAAACAUUCCACAUUGAGUGCCGUGAGACAUUGAGUUGGAUUGAAGACAAGAAACGUAUCCUCCAAUCAACAGACAAUCUUGAAAUGGACUUAACUGGUAUCAUGACCCUACAGCGUCGCUUAUCUGGAAUGGAGCGUGACUUAGCUGCAAUCCAAGCUAAACUGGAUUCGCUAGAGAGCGAAGCAGCAACCAUCAGUAACGAACACCCUGAAGAAGCUGAGGCAAUUCGGGAGAGAAUCCAACAGAUUCAAGUCAUCUGGGAACAGCUCACACAAAUGCUGAAAGAACGUGACGCAAAAUUGGAAGAAGCAGGUGACCUGCACAGAUUCUUGCGGGACUUGGAUCAUUUCCAGGCAUGGCUGACCAAGACGCAAACAGACGUUGCCUCUGAGGACACUCCGACCUCACUGCAAGAUGCUGAGAAACUCAUCAUUCAGCACCACAUCAUUCUUGGAGAGAUCAACAACUACAAAGAUAGCUACGAGAAGAUGAUGCACUAUGGAGAGCAACUAACUGCUGAUCCAUCGCAGAAUGACCCACAAUACAUGUUCCUGAGGGAACGUCUGAAGGCUUUGCAGGAUGGUUGGGAAGAGUUACAUCAGAUGCACGCCAACAGACGAAAGUUGCUCAGUCAGUCACUCCAACUCCACUUGUUCCAGAAGCUGGCCGGUCAAGGAGAAGUGCUCUUGUCGCAACAAGAACACGUCUUGUCCAAGGACGAUACUCCUGUCAACCUUGAGCAAGCAGAAAAUCUAAUCAAGCGACAUGAAGCAUUCCUCACCACCAUUGAAGCUAAUGAUGAGAAACUAAAUGAAAUCCUUACAUUCGCUGAUUCUCUAGAGAAACAAGAACACCCUGAAGCCGAAAAAUGCAAAAAGAAAGCUGAAUCAUUGAACGAAAGACGUAACCUAAACAAACAGAGAGCAUUAGAAAUGAUGGACAAGCUAAAAGACCAACUGCAACUGCAUCAAUUUUUGCAGGACUGCGAAGAGCUGGGUGAAUGGGUUCAGGAAAAGAAAUUCACCGCAACAGAUGAAACAUACCGCAGCGCCAAGACAGUGCACAGCAAAUGGACGCGCCAUCAAGCAUUUGAAGCAGAAAUUGCGUCUAAUAAAGACAGACUUGUCCGGAUUCAACAGGCUGGUGAGGAGAUUAUGAAAGAGAAACCAGAACUAGCAGAACUCAUUGGACCGAAGAUAGCAGAUCUUGGCAACACCUUCGAUGAUCUUGAAGUAACAACCAAAGAUAAAGGCGAACGAUUGUUCGAUGCCAACCGAGAGGUGCUCAUUCAUCAGACGUGCGAUGACAUUGACUCCUGGAUGACGGAGCUAGAGAAGCAGAUCUCAACUGAUGAUCAUGGUUCAGAUUUGGCCUCUGUCAACAUUCUCAUGCAGAAACAACAGAUGAUCGAGAUGCAAAUGGCUGUGAAAGCUAAACAGGUUGGUGAACUUGAAACACAAGCCGAACACCUGCAGAAAACAGUUCCGGAGAAGAUGGAUGACAUUCGUGCCAAGAAACAACAGGUCGAAGAACGUUUCGAACAGCUCAAAGCUCCACUUCUGGAGAGACAGAAACUGCUUGAAAAGAAGAAAGAAGCAUUCCAGUUCCGACGAGAUGUUGAGGACGAGAAACUCUGGAUUCAAGAGAAAAUGCCGCUGGCAACAUCAACCGAAUAUGGAAACAGCUUGUACAAUGUUAAUAUGCUGAAGAAAAAGAAUCAGUCUUUAAGCAAUGAAAUAGAGAACCAUGUGCCACGUAUCAACGCUGUGUGCAGAAAUGGACAGAAACUAGUAGAUGAAGGUCAUGAGGAUAAAGAAGAAUUCAUGGAACUCAUCAACCAACUUCACUCUCUCUGGCAAGAAUUGCGCGAUGCAGUGGAACAUAGGGCUAGUCAAUUACUUCAGUCAGAAAAAGCUCAGCAGUACUUGUUUGAUGCAAGUGAGGCGGAGAGCUGGAUGAGUGAACGAGAGCUCUACAUGAUGGUUGAAGACCGCGGUAAAGAUGAAAUCUCGACACAAAACUUGAUCAAGAAACACGAACGAUUGGAGCAGGAAGUGGAACAUUACGCAGACAAUGUAAGACAGUUAGGCGAAGUAGCAAGGUUGCUCACAGCAGAAAUGCACCCUCAGAGCGACCAAAUAGCAGUAAAACAAUCUCAAGUAGACAAACUGUACGCCGGUUUGAAGGAUCUCGCAGGAGAAAGGAGAGCAAAGCUGGAAGAAGGUUCAAAACUAUUCGUCCUGAAGCGAGAAGUAGAUGACUUGGAACAAUGGAUCCAAGAGCGCGAGCUUGUUGCCAGCUCACAAGAACUAGGCCAAGACUACGAUCAUGUUACACUUCUUUGGGAGCGCUUCAAAGAGUUUGCCCGAGAUACAGAAGCAAUAGGAUCAGAAAGAGUCGCAAGCGUUAAUGGUAUUGCAGACGAUCUUAUUGCGAAUGGCCAUAGCGAUUCAGCCAAGAUUGCGGAACUCAAGGACCAGCUCAAUGAAUUGUGGCAAGAUCUGCUCGAAUUAAUCGAUACAAGGACUCAGAUGUUAGUUGCCUCUCGAGAGUUGCACAAAUUCUUCCACGAUUGUAAAGACAUCCUAGGCCGAAUUUCUGAGAAAUGGCACGCAAUGUCAGAUGAGCUCGGACGUGAUGCUGGCACCGUCGGAACCCUUCUGCGGAAACAUCAUAGUUUCAUGCAAGAUCUUCAAACACUCCAAUCUCAGGUGCGAAAUAUCCAACAGGAAUCGCAGAAGCUACAAGCCUCCUAUGCAGGCGAAAAAGCUAAGGAGAUAACAAACCGAGAAGCAGAAGUAGUCAACUCAUGGACGUCGUUACAGAAUGCAUGUGAAGCGCGAAAGGAGAAGUUGGUAGACACAGAAGAUCUGUUUAAGUUCCUGGCCAUGGUACGCAUGCUUAUGCUGUGGAUGACGGACAUGAUCAACCAGAUGAACCACACAGAGAAACCAAGGGAUGUGAGUGGUGUAGAGCUGCUGAUGAACAACCACCGCAGUCUGAAAGCUGAAAUCGAAGCUCGUGAUUCCAAUUUCACCAGUUGUUUUUCUCUUGGAAAGGAACUAUUAUCUAGAACCCAUUAUGCUUCAUCUGAGAUUAAAGAAAAACUUGUGAGUCUAACAGAUGAAAGGAAUGCCUUAAUGAGCCGAUGGGAAGAACGGUGGGAGCACCUUCAGUUGAUCUUGGAAGUUUAUCAGUUCGCCCGUGACGCUGCCGUUGCUGAAGCCUGGCUCUUAGCGCAAGAACCAUAUCUCAUGAGUAUAGAACUAGGACACACCAUCGAUGAUGUAGAAAAUCUAAUCAAGAAACAUGAAGCAUUUGAAAAGUCUGCAACUGCACAAGAAGAAAGAUUUAGUGCUCUUGAAAGAUUAACAACGUUUGAAUUGAAAGAAUUAAAGAAGAAACAAGAAGCAGAACUGAAAAAGAAAGAAGAAGAAGCAGCCAAAGCUGCCGAGUUAGCCAAACCACCUUCACCUCAAGAUACGGCUGAUGGAGCACAUGAUGGCGUCAAUGGUGACAAAGAAAGAGCUUCUAUCCGCAAACCCCCCACUAAAUUGUCCAUUUCUUCAUCUGUGGAUAAACCAAGUGCAGUUUUGCAUGGUGGCAAACCAGUCUCAACGGUUCCUCAUCGGACCCUUCCUCAGCAGCAGUCGGUUGCUCAGACCUCCAGGGCUCAGUCCACCACCAAAACGCUGCCGUCCAGACUUAGUCCCAAAGAUGCUUCAUUAGCAAGAAAGAAAGAAAGUGCACGUUCUAAAUCGCCGUUUAGAAGUUUCCGCUGGAAGAAAGCGCCUAAAACUGCUUUGCAAACAGCCAGCGCUAGCGAUGAUGAAGAAAAUCUUGGUAGAGCAGCAGAUCGUCCUGUCUCCGGUGAUGGAAACUUGGAAGGUGUGCUAAACCGCAAACAUGAAUGGGAAUCGACCACAAAGAAAGCCAGCAACAGGUCAUGGGACAAAGUUUAUGUCAGUAUACAUGGAACUUCAGUAUGUUUCUACAAAGAUCAGAAGAGUGCCAAGAGUGCACCUGAAGUAUACUACAAGGGAGAGGGACCAAUCGACCUCCGAGGAGGUUCGGCUGAAGUCGCCUCUGACUAUACCAAAAAGAAGCAUGUAUUUAGAGUCAAGUCUGCCAAUGGCGCGGACUAUUUGUUCCAAGCGAAGGAUGAUGAUGAAAUGAGGCAAUGGGUCUCUGCAUUGUCAUCAAUAGCACAGGCACCUGGGUCAGAGGGCCCCUCAAGGUCACAUACACUCCCGGCGCCAGCCGCUGAACGCAAGGAUGAAACUAAAAGACGAUCAUUCUUCACACUGAAAAAGAACUAAAUGGUUUUCAAUUUUCUCAACGCUGCUCUUGUUUGUUCGUAUUCCUCAGUUCAUCAGGGAUGCAAUUUCAUUUCACUAUCUAUUGAUUUUGAUUUUACAACUGCCAUUUAACUACUCGCCUUAUCAGCUUCUAACAAGCUUUCCUUGCUUUUCUCAUGUUCAGAAGCUGUGUUUAUUUCAAUCCCUAAUGACCCAGCUCCUUCCGACAUCGGAUACUUGAGUGCAGCUGUAUGUUUUCUUGUUAUUUUUUAUACAUAUUUAUAAUUUAUUUAUUUCAAAUGUAAAUCUGGCAGCUCCAGCUUUGCAUGGAUGAGCUGUAUCCUCCAAAUUGUAAAUAGUUAUUUUUACAUGUAUAAACGUUUUAUAUUAACCCUCUUAGCUAUCACUGUAACUGUUAGCGUCUUUAAGCUGCUAAAAAUGUUAUCUGUUUUACCGUUUUAUCCCAAUCAGCUUCCCUACCUGUGGUUAAAUCUAAAUUUCAUUUUUUUCUUCGACACCCCGUCCCCACUCUGAACCGAAAACUCUUUAGUUUUUCUAAGUUAAUGUUCAAUAAUUGUGUUUUUCUGCCCAAAAUGCUAAGAAUUUUCUCUAGAUCAAUCGUUUUUAAACUCUACUAUUUUAAUGUUUUUAAAAGCCCUUACAAUGGUCGGAUGAAAUUUUAACACCCGUGUAAUCAUUUUUACAAGGUUUUUAGAAAGGUUUAGUCUCAAUCUAAUUCUCAUUCUUUAGUUAUUCUGAAACUUCUUACUUGUUUUGGAAUGAGUGCUCCAAACGAUUAAUUUUAAUGAUGAAUAAUGGUUAAAAGUUUCAAAAAUUCCGAUACUUCCAUUAAAUGUAAAACUUAAAUAGUAACCAACAAAAAGCACGUUCCAAGUUAUUUUAAUGAAAGGUAUUUAGAAAUGUUAAUCGGGUAAAUUCAACUCCAUUGAAUGUAAAUAUUAACUGAAGAAAGAGAAAUUAUACGAUUAUUCUUGGCUCUUAAAAAUCUUCAAAGUAAAUUUCCUGAAUUGUGCGUGUGCGAAAACAAAGAGUUUUAUCAAAUCAAAGAUGUACAUACUGUAUAUAUGUGUUGCCCUCUUGAUCUACUCUCCGAGGAAGCUAUUUGAAAAAUAAGAAUUGAAAAAAUGAAAAAAAUUUAUUUUAUUCUGUAAAAACUGUUGAAAGAGUGUGUUGAAAUAAAAUUGGAAAGUUUAUUUUUAUUAGCCAUGUUGAAUUGAUAUAAUUUUAAUCGUUCGUUUUUAUCGGAUGACAUUGUAAGGGCUGAAAAAUGGCAGCUAACUAUACGAAUAUAAUUAAGAUUUUCAAGUUCCUUAGUUGAGCAGCACCGUGCCGUUAAUAGGCACUGGCUAAAACUGGCUUUAUGAAGGAGUCAAUAGUUAACCUGAAGUCAAAUUGUUCUCCGCAAUAAUAUCAUCAGAACAUGUCGCAAGAAACGGUCCUCAAUUUAUGAAACCAGAAGCACCAUUAUUAGAGUUGAUCAUGUUAGUGCUACUUCAUUUCGUAAUUCUUAGCUUACUUUUGUGAAAUAUCUAUCAAAAGAGCAUCCCUCGUUCAUGGCUCAUGCAAUAUUCAUCAAGUCUCUUUUACUCUUUAUGUAUGUAUUAAUAGAAAUUUCGACCAAGAAACUAAUAGAGCCAAUCCUGUCUACACUGGACGAGGCUCUUUUGUCACAAGUCCAACAGAUCUUUCACAAAAAUAAGCUGUCUAUUACCUCCCUACUGACCUCUAAAUUGACUAAUUAUCCUUUUAAAAUUAAUCUUCCCUCAAUUGUCAACAGUAACUUUUUUUAUAUUUUUAAUAAUGAAAAAUUAAAGCGGUUCCGUAGCUAUAGAUACAAACUGAUAUUUAUCAUUAAGGAAGGUGCUGCUUUGAAGUCAGAUAUAAGUUUAGUAUUUUCACUUUAAAAUUAUGUAAAAGACAGGGAAAAAGACACAUUUUUUGCAUGUUGGAAGUCUUAAGAUAGUUAAUUUAAGUUUGGUAUUGGACUCAUCUUUCAAAAACGUGCAAUAUGUGCAACUUUUCUCUGAGACCUUGUCACUGUAGAGCUGUAUCUUGUGUUCAACAUUGAGUUUACAUUUCGACCGUGAAACUCUCAAACCGUGUAUCUCAGUUUACGAUAUUGUAGACCUCCCAUCAUACUUCAUUUUGUAAAUGGGUAACUACUCAACAUCAGUUCUAAGGAACUUCCAUGAUUUUUCUUGGAAAGGUGGUGAUUUAUUCUCCUGCAUAAAAAUUAGAUGGGAGUGGAGAUUUUAAAACACAGCAAACAAGAUACAUGGUUCGGGAGUUUCAACGUCGAUUUCUGUCAAAUAUAAAUACAAUGGCACCAGCUGCGUGAAUUGACUUGAAUUCUUACAGAAACUGAAAAAAUUAUUUCUUCUCGCCCCUUUAAUCAGGUAUUGCAUUAAAAAUUUGUUCCUUCUCAAACUCAAGGAGCAAUUGACAUAUUUUUAAGAUGUCGAAGUACUUUUUCAUUUCUUUUUUUUUUUUUAUUAGGUUAUUUUUGCUAUGAAUUGCUUCUUUUGCCAGGCGUUCGAGACUCAGCUUUUGUAUAUCUGAUGCUCCUUGCCUAUCUUGUGAUUGUGGCCCUGCAAGUUGGUGGGAAAAAUAAGUGUUGACUGAAUUUGCAACACAUACAGUCCCAAUUCUAAUUCUAUUACUUUGUGGCCAAAUUUAGAUUCUAUUAUUUGCACUUUUCAGUUUGAUAAAAAUCACUUUUCCUUUUUGUUUAGCUAAUUUUUUUAUAAACAGCUCCGAAGUUUCACCAUUGAAAAAAUCACAGUAUCUCUAAGUAAAUUUGAUAAUCGGCUAUAACAUUUCAAUCCAUUUUUACUCCUCCUCUCCUAGCUUGCUUGUAAUUUUAUCCAUUCUAUAAAAUAAGUGCAAAAUUCCUGAGUAUUUGUACAUAUUGAUGUUCCUAUUCUGAGUUUCAUAAAGCUUUAAGCAUCACCAUUAAAACCUAGCCACUGGCCAUGCAAUUUUUUCUAAAAAAAAUAUUUCUUAUUAUAGCUAUCCGAUUUUGCAACUUGAAAUGUUUGUCGAUGAAUGUUUAUAACUGUAUUUGCAGGUAGACUUUUUUUUUCACUGUAAGAAGUAUCAACAGCGCUACUUCUGCAGCAAUAUUGUUUAUUGGAGCUUCUCUAUCUAAUCGUUAUUUUGUAUCAGAAAAAUUUCAAUUGCCUUCAGCUAUUCUUCAAACACCCUGAAGGGUUGUUAGAUGUGGUCUUUGUGUUUUUAUGUACUCUCUCUUAGUUUUUUUUUUUCUAGCAUAUCUUGGGGAAAUUCUCGCUGAAAGUUUCGUUGAUCAGCUGCUAAGAGUUUUAAAAUUUCCUGCAUUAAUGUUCUGGUAUUUCUCUCUUUUUUUCAAUGUGAAAAGUGUUGUUUCUUGUCACAAAGCAUGUCAUCAUGCUGCAUUCUCCUGAAUUUGAUUCAUGUCUUGGGACACACUUUAAAAUUUGUAAUGUAAACCAAAAAUUGAAUUAGUGAUAAGGAUUAAAAAAUUAAAUUGCUUUUAGCAGUAAAACAAAA
Molecule: messenger RNA, 11177 nt
Organism: Bemisia tabaci
Lineage: Eukaryota; Metazoa; Arthropoda; Insecta; Hemiptera; Aleyrodidae
Gene: beta-Spec
Product: spectrin beta chain
Cellular component (GO): spectrin
Molecular function (GO): phospholipid binding; structural constituent of cytoskeleton; actin binding
Source: RefSeq, a predicted model, not a curated record